This is a messenger RNA of Malania oleifera, 2939 nucleotides long. Its product is annotated as protein FAR1-RELATED SEQUENCE 4. Gene Ontology annotation, biological process: regulation of DNA-templated transcription. The transcript has 4 exons. The record is from RefSeq and is a predicted model, not a curated record. Gene Ontology annotation, molecular function: zinc ion binding. Lineage: Eukaryota; Viridiplantae; Streptophyta; Magnoliopsida; Santalales; Ximeniaceae. Bases 433 to 2715 code for a protein of 760 amino acids.
UAUAGAUAACGCUGCGGAGCAUUCAGACAUUUUCCUGGUUAAUGUUAAGCAUCACUCGCAUUCUUACACGCACCCUGCUUCCGAACAUACCCCCACAAGCUCCACGCGUCGUCAGCACAGGACGAGUGGUGCCUCGGCGAAACAGGUAGCACUCUCUCUCUCUCUCUCUCGCUCGCUCUCUCGUGAUCGCGCUUCCCAGUGAAACCCUAGAUCCCAAGACCAGGGACUAGUCACUUGUUUUUGCAGCCGAGCUCAAUUAAGGCUUUGGGAUUACCUUGGAGGCUAUCACAGGUAUGCCUGUAAUGGAAUUGCUAAGGGUCAAGGAGAGUAUAUAUAUCGGAUCAUUAUGAAUGUCAUUAGAUGAAAUGUGAGCAGACCUGGGAGGUGGAUUGGAUGGUGCAUGUUUAGGGAUCUGUGUUUAUAUACUACAGCAUGGAUUCUAUUGUCAUUAUGGAAAAUUCAGUAUUAGAGCCUCGCGAUGAUAUGGAAUUUGAAUCUCAUGAGGCUGCCUAUUCAUUUUACAAAGAAUAUGCCAAAUAUAUGGGGUUUGGAACUGCAAAAUUGAGCAGUCGCCGUUCUAGAGCUUCAAAGGAAUUUAUUGAUGCAAAAUUUUCUUGCAUAAGAUAUGGAAACAAGCAGCAGUCCGAUGAUGCCAUUAAUCCACGACCUUCUCCAAAGAUAGGUUGCAAAGCAAGCAUGCAUGUGAAGAAAAGGCAAAAUGGAAAAUGGUAUAUAUGUAGUUUUGUGAAGGAGCAUAAUCAUGAACUUUUGCCAGCCCAGGCACAUUUCUUUCGAAGCCACAGGGAUAUUGAUCCACUUAAGAAUGAUGUCCGAAUACGAAGGCGAAAGAUCUUACCGGCAGUGUCCAAACAGUUUAGCGCAUAUCAAAAUGUUGAAUGUUUGGAGAGUUAUUUGAGAAAUCAGCAUGAUAGAGGACGAAGAUUGGCUUUAGAGGCUGGAGAUGCUCAAUUGCUGCUUGAACUAUUUAUGCAUAUGCAGGAAGAGAAUCCAAAAUUCUUUUAUGCUGUGGAUUUAAAUGAAGAGCAUCGAUUGAGAAAUGUAUUUUGGGUUGAUGCAAAAGGCAUGGAUGAUUAUACUAACUUUGGUGAUGUAGUCUCUUUCGACACUACAUAUUUCACCAACAAGUAUAAAAUACCACUGGUUCUAUUUAUUGGAGUGAAUCAUCAUAUUCAACCAAUAUUGCUUGGCUGUGCAUUGAUUGCAGAUGAGACCUUGUAUACUUUUGGGUGGUUAAUGCAAACAUGGCGAAUAUCGAUGGGGGAUCAGGCUCCAAGAGUGAUACUGACUGACCAAAAUAAUGCCAUCAAAGCAGCUGUUGCAGCAGUUUUUCCAGAUACACGCCAUUGUUUUUGUUUGUGGCAUGUAUUGGAAAAGAUCUCUAGACAGCUUGAUUAUUUGAGUCUGUGGCAUGACAGUUUUAUGGAAAAAUUUAAUAAAUGCAUUUAUAGUUCAUGGUCAGUAGAACAAUUUGAGAAGCGAUGGUGGAAGUUACUUGACAGAUUUACUCUAAGAGAGAAUGAAUGGUUUCAAUCUUUGUAUGAAGAUCGUACACAUUGGGCAUCUGCAUUUAUGAGGGAUGUAUCUUUUGCAGGGUUGUCUACAAGUUCACGAUCUGAAAGUUUAAACUCUUUAUUCGACAAAUAUGUACAUGGGGAAACUUCAUUGAGAGAGUUUAUAGAACAAUACAAAGUAAUUCUUGGGGAUAGAUAUGAAGACGAAGCCAAAGCUAACUUUGAUGCAUGGCAUGAAACACCUGAAUUAAAAUCUCCAUCUCCUUUCGAGAAACAAAUGUCAUUAGUGUACACACAUGAAAUAUUCAAGAAAUUCCAAGUUGAGGUUUUGGGGGCAGCUGCUUGUCAUCUUAGGAAAGAAAAUGAAGAUGAUGCACCUAUAUUGUAUACAGUCACAGAUUUGGAAAGCAAUCAUAAUUUCAUGGUGGAAUGGAAUGAAUCAAAAUCAGAUAUUUAUUGUUCAUGCCACUCAUUUGAAUAUAAAGGUUACCUCUGUAGACAUGCUAUUGUUGUUCUCCAAAUGUCCGGUGUUUUCUGCAUCCCAUAUAAAUAUAUACUACAACGAUGGACAAAUGUUGCUACGAGCAGGCAUGCCAUUGGUGAAAGGUUGGAUGAGUUGCAAUCUAAGAUCCGUCGUUACAAUGAUUUGUGUCGACGGGCCAUAAUAUUGGGUGAAGAAGGAUCUUUGUCUCAGGAGAGUUACAGUACUGCACUCUGUGCCAUAAAAGAUGCCUUGAAGCAAUGUGCAAGUGUGAAUAACUCUGCUGAAAAUGAUGUGAGACCAAAUGUUGCAGUUCAUGCCAUUUGUGGCAUUGAAGAAGAGAAUCAAGGCAGCAGUACAAUAUCGAGAGAAAAAGGGCCUGAGCCUAAUGUAAGUGGUGCAAAUAAGGCUCCUAAAAGAGUGGAGGCUGGGAGGGAUCAGACAAGUAAUGAGAGUAAUGCAAGCAAGAAGGGAAAGGUAAUGUUGGAGCGAGAAAUUGCUAAUGUUCCAACACGUGACGCCUUUCACGCAAUGGAACUAUCCAACAUGAGGCCGCCCCUGUCACAUAAUGUGCUGCCACCGCAUGCCAUGUUGCCUACGCAGUUGCAUAACAUGGUGCCUACAGUGUUUCACAAUGUUUCCUCUACACAGUUCCAUAAUUUGGCUUCUAUGCAGUUGCCCGAGAAACACUUCCCGCGUUAGCUUUAUUUAUUUUUUUAUUGUUUUUAUCUUUUGUAAAGCUUGUGUGGACAUAGACUGUUACAGGACUGUAGAAAGAGCAGGAUCAAUGGAACAUUUUCUGCUUGGCUGGGGUGGAAAGAUAUUUGUCAAGCUGGGUCUGCUCCAGAGCAUGAAUGACAUGACUCAAGUUUCUGCUUUUGGUUCCAAUUUCCAAUCUAUAAUCAGAAAAGAUAAGCUUAAACUAA